Molecule: messenger RNA, 741 nt
Organism: Lachancea fermentati
Lineage: Eukaryota; Fungi; Ascomycota; Saccharomycetes; Saccharomycetales; Saccharomycetaceae
Source: the annotation of a GenBank genome assembly
AUGAGUAACCGUACUGUUGAAGAUCUUGACUUAUUUGAUCAGUAUGUUCGCGAAGUGGACGGACAAGACUACGACGAUGACGUAGAGAUUCUAAGAGAAGUCGAGCUGCAUUUGCAAACCUAUCACAACGGGCGGCAUCGGCAACGUCAGGAAGGUCCACAGCAACCACUACCGAAUGUGAACGUGAAUCCCCAUGGUCGUAAUCAGCCCCAGUGGCCCCCAUUUAUACAAAGAAGGCGAUACCUACGACUUUUGAUCCAGAAUUUGUUGAUGUUGGAUCACCUGCUGAUAGUGGUGCUUUUCCCAUUUUCUGUCUACAAUAUCUUGAGGGUUUUAUUUUGUGAGGUAACGUUCUCUGAGAAUGACUUCCUGCCUAUGAUCGCCUACUACUGUAAGGCUAUCAAGAUUAGAAGCACCGAAGGUUACUCCUUCCUCUUACAGAGGCACGGCAUGGGGCUGCUCGGCAAGUUUAAUAACAUCGUAAUAUACUACACAUUGCCUGCAUUCCAGUGGAUAAACACAAAGCUUCAAAUUGGAAACAUUGCAGACACUGCAUAUUCCAUUAUGGUGAAAAUAUUCACAGUGGCUUUAUACACUUUCUAUGGUGUUGGCGCAAGUACUUAUUUAUGCUUUGCAACGUUUUUCUUCACAUUGUGCAUUAUGAUAACGUUUUUUCGCCGUUACAAAGGCGUCGAGAGGAUAAUGAGUCACCUAUACCAGACAACAAACGGUGUUUUCUAG